This is a messenger RNA of Symbiodinium sp. CCMP2592, 681 nucleotides long. The record is from the annotation of a GenBank genome assembly. NCBI's taxonomy places the organism in Eukaryota, Dinophyceae, Suessiales, Symbiodiniaceae.
AUGGAUGGAGCUUCAGUCACGUUUGUGCUCCAGACCGUGGAGUUUCUCUCUUCGGUUGUCGGCGCAACGGGGGCGUGUAUAGACCAUUUGGAAGUGCCAAAGGACCAGGGGGCCGCCCGAGGCGGCUUUUUUGCUGUGUCGCCGCAGUCAUCGCCACUGGCAAGCCUAGGUGCGGCGGUGCAUGUCAGGGAGCCGCCACAGCCACCCUUCCCAGAGGUUCCAAGCUGUUGGGUCGCGCGAGUCCGCCGCUCCAAGACCGUUGAGGUCCCUCGGGGUCCUCGCAUCCAGCUGCCUCCGGGAGCCAUUCCCAUUCCAGAGCGGAAGGCGUGCAUCUUGAGAACGAGAACUGCAAUGCCUGCUCGUCAGAAGGAGGCGUCGUCCACUUUGUUGGGCCGUCUCAGUCUGCGGUUGGGCCUGGUCGCCCUGCGCGGCAUUUUCCACAUCUUCUCUCCAUCUUUGAGCUCGGCCACCGACCGCUGCGAUGAGGAAGCCCGAGGUCGUAUGUUGCCACUGGUCGUUCGUGGUCAGGUCUUCUGCUUUCUGCUUCCUGUUCCUUCUGUGGAAGUCGAGGGGCUCACGAGAAGAACUGAUGCCUUUUUUGAACUCGGGCUUCACCUUGGCAGUUGGGACCGGCCGGCAGGACUUGCAAUAGCUGAAGUGCUUUGCAUCGCUGUGCCUUGA